Molecule: messenger RNA, 1008 nt
Organism: Symbiodinium pilosum
Lineage: Eukaryota; Dinophyceae; Suessiales; Symbiodiniaceae
Source: the annotation of a GenBank genome assembly
AUGUCUACCCUUCUGGCUUCAUCACUCUUCCUGGCCGUCUUUGUCAGACCUGCCUGCUGCUUUGAGUCUGUCAACUUGCUGCAGCAAAAGAUAGUUCUCGCAGCGCCCGACGCGCCGGAGACGCAACUUCUGCGGGCUGCUGAACCGCUAUAUUGGGUCCAUUUCCCAAAGUGUGGCAGCUCCUUCAUGAACACCCUUGCGCAUAUGCCAGGCUUUUGUCCUCCUCUGUCCAACAUGACUCUCAACUGGACUUCCCUGGGCAUUUGCAUGCUGAUGACCUGGUCUCAGAACUGCCAGAACUGGUGCGAUGCAGAUAAGCUUGCUUGCGACAAAAUUCCGCAUCGCCCGAUUCUCAACUACUCAGAGCGGCGAGGUCACAUGGUGGGAUUCUUCCGAGAUCCUGAUCAACGGAUAUUGUCGGGUUACUACGACGAGACUGAGCCGUUCGCAUCGGUUUUGUCCCAGCUCACUGCCCCGUGGAUGAUAGGUGUCGCGGACUUGAUAGUUGCCACUGGCUAUUGCAAUAAAGAUCUCAGAUAUCUUAUUGUCGGAUUGCCGAAGGUACCUUUGCUGGAAUUUGCAGAGGGGUGGAAAGGAGGCAUGACAUAUCAGCUGGUGACAGAGGAUGACCACGGAAUUCCCACAGUUACCCCAAACCGCACCAAAGUGACGCCCGCGGAUGGCUUAGAGGCAGCCCGAAGAGUUCGGGAGGGCUUCGCCUUCGUGGGCAUCACGGAAGAAUGGGACUUGUCUAUCUGCUUGUUCCACAGAAUGCUUGGCGGCCCAUGCUUGGGCUCAGACUUUGAGGAUACGCGCCCGUCUUCUCCAGGGAAGUCCGCGCACAGCGGGUACAACACGUCCGUGCUAAUGGGCUGGCAUGACGAUAUUGAUGAGAUUGUAUAUGAAGCCGCGCUGGAGGUGUUUCACAAAAAUCUUGUUCUGUACAAUGUUUCUCAUGACACGUGCCAGGAGUGCUACCGCAAUGCUGGAAUAGGAGAUUUUGCUUGA